Helianthus annuus (common sunflower) is the source of this 2775-nucleotide messenger RNA. RefSeq names its product receptor-like serine/threonine-protein kinase ALE2. Gene Ontology annotation, molecular function: ATP binding; protein kinase activity. Gene Ontology annotation, biological process: protein phosphorylation. The transcript is spliced from 9 exons. The record is from RefSeq and is a predicted model, not a curated record. NCBI's taxonomy places the organism in Eukaryota, Viridiplantae, Streptophyta, Magnoliopsida, Asterales, Asteraceae. The coding region runs from base 253 to 2649 and encodes 798 amino acids.
UUUCUUGCUUUUAUUAUUUUGAUUUCAGUAGCAAAAAGCCUUUGUUUAUACAUGUCAAAAAGAUUGCACACAAUUCCAUGAAUAUCUACCAAAUUUGGAGGUUUCUUUUUUUCCAAGCAACUAGACAAAUAUACCCUUUAAAUUGAGCAGAAGUUAUGGUUGUACAGUACAAGUGUUUAAUGCAGUUAUUGGUUGUGAGGUGAUCAAAGUUUAAAGCCUUAUGUAUGGUGGUCACUUUCAUUCUGCUUGCUAAUGGAUUUUCAAGUGGUUCACAGGUUGAUCACAUUCUUGAUUUUCUUUAUUGGCUGUGAUUCUUUGGCUUUUAGAUCUGCAGCAGUCAAACUAUCUACAGAUCAUGGUGUUUCACAGGCACAAACUCCUACAAAUGAUCAAUCUUUAGCUCCUGAUCACUAUGAUAAUUACUCACCCUCAAAGCACCAUGCAACAAAAUGGAUCAAACGAUCGUUGCAUAGACAUCGUCAUGGAAGCCCAAAACUUGAUCAUGUUGCUCCUACGCCAUCGUAUCAAGUUCAACCACCAACUUACACGCCGCAAGGUUCAUCUGGUCCUGCACCAUCACCGGUUCAAAUAAUAAGUCAAUUUGGGCCUCAAAUAUCUCCAUCAAGCUCCUCUUUGACGAAGAACACUGCUACUCCACCUCCGGUUUUCAUGCUACCUUCACCACCUCCUAAUGAAGAUUGCACAACAGUAACAUGCACACAACCAUUAACAUCAACACCAGCAGGAUCACCAUGUGCAUGUGUAUGGCCAAUUCAGAUCAAACUUCGCCUCAUGAUCUCUCCCUACACAUUCUUCUCCUUAGUCUCCGAACUCGCCAAUGAAAUCGCUACCAGUGUCUCACUCAAUGCAAGUCAGGCUCGAAUCACUGGAGCCAAUGCCGCAGGCGACCAGCUUGACAACACCAUUGUUCUUAUCAAUCUAGUACCACUAAACCAAAACUUCGAUCCCGCCACCACCUUUUCAAUCUACCAAAAGUUCUGGAACAAACAACUUUCCAUCAACCGAACUCUUUUUGGCGCGUAUGAAGUCGUGGAUGUUAAAUAUCCAGGGCUUCCACCAUCUCCGUCUUUGAUUCCUUCAAAUACUGAUGUAACCAUCGAAUCGGAUCCUGUAAAUGGUGAUAAAGGAAUGCCGGAUAAACCUUUUGGAGUUGACAUACAUAGAAAUGGAAAAGAUGAUAAGAGUAAGCCGAAUGGAAGCAUAAUUGUGGUGGUUGUUUUAUCUUCUGUAACUGCUUUUGUUGUUCUCAUUGGAGCUAUUUGGCUUCUGUUGUUAAAAUUCGGAUCCUGUUGUUCUUCUGAAUCCGGACCAGAAAUAAACCGGCAUAAACCAACGCCGUCCCAAGGGAAAUUGUCAGGGACUGGAGAUUCGUUGAUUGUUGGAAGCAGGAAAAGCUCAGAAACGAUGUCGUUUAGCUCAAGUUUGGCAGCGUACGCUGGGACCGCAAAGAUCUAUAGCUUGAGCGAGAUUCAAAGAGCUACAUGCAACUUUGAUUCCAGUAGAAUACUUGGAGAAGGUGGUUUUGGUGUGGUUUACAGCGGUGUUCUUGAAGAUGACAAAAAGGUUGCUGUGAAAGUGCUCAAGAGAGACGACCGGCAGGGUAGUCGUGAAUUCUUGGCUGAAAUCGAGAUGUUGAGUCGUCUUCACCAUAGAAACUUGGUGAAACUGUUUGGCAUUUGCACAGACGACCAUUUUCGAUGUCUGGUUUACGAGCUUGUUCCAAAUGGAAGUGUUGAAUCUCAUUUGCAUGGUGCUGACAAGAUCACCCCUUUGAACUGGUGUGAAAGAAUGAAAAUUGCUUUAGGUGCAGCUCGUGGUUUAGCGUAUUUACAUGAAGAUUCAAGUCCACGAGUCAUUCAUCGCGACUUCAAGUCAAGCAACAUUUUACUUGAAAAUGAUUUCACACCUAAAGUUUCGGAUUUUGGUUUGGCUAGAACGGCAUUAGAUGGUCAUAUGCAUAUAUCAACACAUGUCAUGGGAACUUUUGGCUACCUAGCACCAGAAUAUGCAAUGACGGGCCAUCUUCUAGUGAAAAGUGAUGUAUACAGCUACGGUGUGGUUCUUCUCGAGCUUCUAACAGGGAGAAAACCUGUGGACCUAUUGCAGCCACCGGGUCAAGAAAAUCUAGUCACGUGGGCCCGGCCACUACUCACAAACAAAGAGGCCCUAGAGUCGAUCAUUGAUCCAAACAUCAUAAACUCAAACACCCCAUUUGACAGCAUACUAAAAGUCGCAGCCAUAGCAUCAAUGUGUGUGCAACCAGAAGUGUCACACCGCCCAUUCAUGGGCGAAGUGGUUCAAGCGCUAAAACUUGUGUGCAACGAGUUCGAGGAAAUAAGAGAAAUGAAAUCUAGAAGUUGUAGCCGUGAGGAAUAUCUCGACUUUGACACGUUUGAUCAAUCCGAGAUUCAUCAUGAAACGAGCGGCUAUGAUUCGAAGAUUGGAUUAUCGGCUAGGAUAGAGAACAUUGGGGGCUUGGAGUCUGAAUCAUUCAGAAGGCAGUUCAAUUCCGCUCCUCUGAAAAUGGGGAGAAAGAAGCAGUUCUGGCGACGGUUAAGAGGUUUGUCUAGAGGAAGCAUGAGCGAACACGAACAUGAUCAUGAUCAUGGGUUUUCUUCUACUUUAUGAAGAUACUAUGUUCAUCUCUGUUUAAUUCAGUGAUACUGAAAUGUCAAUCUAACAGUUAAUUUUUCAACACAAACCUUAAAGAACAAGCAACUAUAAAUAGAUCAUGAACACAGAACAAAUUAUACC